This is a messenger RNA of Caenorhabditis elegans, 2005 nucleotides long. It is a transcript of the gene lron-1, whose product is annotated as LRRCT domain-containing protein. Lineage: Eukaryota; Metazoa; Nematoda; Chromadorea; Rhabditida; Rhabditidae. The record is from RefSeq and is marked reviewed. Bases 10 to 1833 code for a protein of 607 amino acids. The transcript has 11 exons.
GUGUUGGCUAUGAGAUUACUACUUUUCAACUUAUUAAUAGCUGGUUGGGUGUAUUCACAGUGUCCUACACUGCAGCUCCAGGAACCUUGCACAUGCACAUCCACAAGAUAUGAAGCUGUGAGCAUAAACUGUGACGGAGGAAGCUCGCUGGACGCAGUCCUAGAAUCACUCUCGAACUCACCUCAAGCUAUUGACAGUUUAACCAUCAGCAAUACACCAAUCGAAAAGAUGCCCGGCUACGCAUUCCAAGGGUUUCAAAUCAAAAAGCUGUUCCUACGAAAUAAUGGGUUGCGAAGCUUCCAUCCAAACACUUUUACCGGAAAUCUUGAAAACUCGUUAGAAGAAUUGGAAAUUCGUGGAAACUAUAUUGAUGGAAUUCCGCAAUCAGGAGUGUCAAUUUUGAAGCAAUUAAAAAUAUUGUCACUACCCGAUAACCUGAUCGAGUAUGUACAAGAUAAUGCUUUCCUCUCCUACCACAGUCGCGACUCUCUUCUGAAACUGGACCUAAGCGCAAAUAACCUGACUGCAAUUCACCCAACCGGCCUUCUAGGCUUGGAAAAUUUGUCUCAAUUGUCUUUGGAUAAAAAUCUAUUAUCCGAAAUUCCAUCACAAGCUCUUGAGAACAUUCCAAGUUUAGAGGAUUUGAGCUUGGGAGUGAAUCGGAUUCAUACAAUCUCUAGGAACUCAUUGCCACUGCCAAAUUUGAAAUCAUUGAGUUUGGAAGUCAAUCAGAUUCGCCUCAUUCCGUCUGACAGUUUCUCGGAGACUCCGCUACUUUCCUAUCUCUACCUAGGAAACAAUCUGCUAACCUCUAUCGAUGCUUCCAUGUUCCUCCAUAUUGGAGGGCUGAAGGUUCUUUCAAUGAGCAACAACAAAGAUAUCACAAGUAUCCAAGCUAAUGGAAAGUUAUCAGUACAACAAUUUAAGUUAUGUAUUUGUAUUUUAGCUUUCCAACACGCGCCAAGUUUAAUUCGUUUGGAACUUUUUGAUUGUUCCAUUAGCAGGAUUGAGCCGAAGAGUUUGCAAAAGGUUCAACACAUUCAAGUAAUUUUGCUUUCCAGAAAUCAAAUUACCAGAAUUUCCCAUGACACAUUUUCAAAUUUACCGGAGCUCUCCGAACUUGACUUGAGUGGCAACUCGAUUAACGCAGUUGAUGAUUUUGCGUUCAGUCAGCUUCCUAUGCUAACUUCUCUUGAUUUGAGUAGUAAUCGAUUAGAAUCAUUACCGAGCAAUGUUAUAUACGACUCAUUGAUGCAAAAGAAAACGUCACCAGUUCAAAGAAAACUUUCAAUUCAGAAUAACCCAUGGCGCUGUGACAAAGAUCUAAUGUGGCUACGUAAAUGGCUCCGAGAUAAUGGUGACGUCACUACUGCCGCCAGUAACUCUCCACCAGCAAAGUGCUGGACACCUUCAAACCUUAGCGGACUAGAUUUGCGACAGACUGACUCAAAGCUUCCACACAAAACCACAAAGCCUCCUGUCGAUCAGUUCCAAUAUAAAAAUCAACAAGUUACAAAUUCCAACGGAACUAGUCAGCUGGGAUAUCAAAACCCGCAUACAGAAGUUAAUGGAUUGGCUUUAGUGGGAUUGAUUCUAGGAAUUGUUCUCGUUGUAUUUGUGAGCUGCAUCAUUUUGGGAUAUCUAAUGAGGUUUAUAUUCCUGUCCUAUGAGGCCAAAACCAAACCGAACGUGUUUGGCUCCACGAUCAGCUCAUCAGGAUGCAUUCGAAACAUGUACGGUGGAGAUGGAACCCUCGUGUCAGAAGACCAUGGACAUCCUUCGUCGGCGAAUAACAAUGUUUAUCUCAACCGACCGCGACACUGGUGGUUUUAAUUUGGUUUUUUUUUUGACUUACUUACCUAUAUUUUGUCUUUCCAUAUCCUUUCACUUUUGGUUUCCUAUCCCUUUUCAACAAAUUCCUUGUGUACUGGGGUACUGGGGUACAUGUCGAUCUCUUAUAUCUCAAUUGUUUAAUGUCGCAAUGAAAAUGUCUGUGAGUCAUCAA